Molecule: messenger RNA, 1409 nt
Organism: Cornus florida
Lineage: Eukaryota; Viridiplantae; Streptophyta; Magnoliopsida; Cornales; Cornaceae
Product: oxoglutarate-dependent flavonoid 7-O-demethylase 1-like
Exons: 4
Coding region: 85-1176 (363 amino acids)
Source: RefSeq, a predicted model, not a curated record
AUCUUUUACCAAAAGGUGUUUAAUUUGUGGCUUUAUAAAUACACAUCUCAAGAUGCAGUUGCAUAGGUGCACUUGAGCUUAACAAUGGCAUCACCAUCAAAACCAGUGACCUCUGGCUCUGGGAGUUCAAUGAGUGUUCAGGAGAUGGUGAAAGAGUGCUCUAUGCUCGAGGCCGUGCCACAGCGCUACGUUCAAGCAGAUCGAGAACCUUCAAUUCUCUCCUCCGGCAAAACAAUCCCUGUCAUUGACAUGAAACAUUUGAUUUUGGAUGAAGCAAACGAAGACGAACUACAGAAAUUGCAUUUGACAUGCACAGAAUGGGGCAUCUUUCAGGUGGUGAACCAUGGAGUUGGCUCUUCCUUGGUGGAGAAAUUGAAAUAUGAGAUUGAAGAAUUCUUCAACCUUCCAUUGGAAGAGAAAAUGAGAUACAAACUAAGGCCAGAUGAUGUUGAAGGGUAUGGACAGACCAUACUCCAAUCUGAAGAUCAAAAGGUCGAUUGGGCUGACAGAUUUUAUAUGAUAACCAAUCCUUUACACAGAAGGAAGCCACACUUACUACCAGAACUACCUUCAGCACUGAGGAAUAGCUUGGAGUCUUACUUGUCGGAGCUGCAGAAGCUUGCCAUGCGGGUUUUUGGGUUGAUGGCGAAGGCUCUAAAGAUUGACAAGAGAGAGAUAGAAGAGAUGUUUGAAAAUGGGAUGCAAUCAGUGAGGAUGACUUACUAUCCUCCAUGUCCACAACCAGAGCUAGUUAUAGGCCUAACGCCGCAUUCGGAUGCUAGCGGUAUCACCAUCCUUCUCCAAGUAAAUGGAGUGGAAGGUUUUGAAGUUAAAAAAGAUGGAGUUUGGAUUCCUGUAAAUUUCCUCCCAGAUUCGUUUGUAGUGAAUGUUGGAGACAUUCUAGAGAUUUUUAGCAAUGGCGUGUAUAAUAGCAUUGAGCAUAGGGCGACAGUGAAUUCAAUGAAAGAAAGAAUCUCCAUUGCCAUGUUUUUCAAUCCCAAGUUUGAAGCAGAGGUUGGACCUGCACAUAGCCUUAUAAACCCACAAAAUCCCCCAUUAUUCAAGAGAGUAGUGAUGGAAAAGUACUUCAAAGAUUUCUUCUCCCGUAAGCUCAGUGGAAAAUCAUUCUUAGAGAAAAUGAGGAUUCAAAUUAAUGAAGAAGACCAUGAGACUUGAUGGCAUGUGAUUAGUGUGUGUGUGUGUGUGUGUAUAUAUAUAUAUAUUCUUAGAUGAAAGAAAAAAAAAUGGUAAAGUAUGAUGUGUUUUGAGUUAUAUGUUGUAAAUGAAUUAUGUAUGUGUGCUUAAAAUUAAUCUAUAAUAUUAGUUCCCGUCUUGCCUCAUUGAAACUGGGAUAAUCCUGUUGUGCUAUUUUGUACAAUCUACACUAUCAUGAUCAUUUUUGACAUAAA